AUGUUAUCUUUACGAAGGGGAUUGAUAACUAAAAGUUAUUUAAAUUAUAAAUUUGUUAAUCAUUUAGCUGUAAUUCCAAGGAAUUACAGCAAUGAUUCAAAAUAUUUCUUUAGCAAGCCUCCAGCCAAUGAUAAUAAUGAUAAGGGAAGCUAUGCUGAUUCAAAGCAUUUCUUCACUAAACCUAAUGGUAAGAUGAACUCAAAUGAACAGAUUGAUCAAAUGCAUAAUAAUGGCAGUAAUAAUCCAAAUAAUAAUAAGAAUGGCAGCACUGAUUCCUUAAUUGGACAAGCUAUUUUACAGCAGAGACGUGAACGUAGAAAACAAGUGUGGUAUGCUUUAGGUAUUAGUAUCUUCGCUGUAUUAAUUGGUUAUUCAAUUGGUUAUAAAGUAAUUUACUUGAAUGAAGAUAGCUUUAUACCUUUAUAUCCUUCAUCUGGUAUCCGUAAGCCAAGUCAAAAUGAUUUAAGGAAGAUAGAUGUUCCUCACAUUAAAUUGAUUUCUCAUUUAAGAGUGUUAGAAGUGCUUUCUCACCAUGAUAUGAUCAAAGAACAGUACGGGGUGCCUUUGCAUGAUUCAAAUGGUGUCAAUCCUCCACAAAUAAAAGAAUUCAAUAUCUGGUGUGAAGAUCAAGACCCUUGUGUAACUGGUCUGAUCAUUAGAAAAGAUGAUCCAAAUAGACCUACCACUCAUACUUGGCAUAGAAUUCCAUAUUUGCUUCAAUGGAGAGUCACUCAUAGACCUAUUUGUAUUUCCAGAAGUAUAUCAAAUUUCUUGGAAGAUAUAGGUUUAAGUUAUUCGACAAUAUACGAAAUUAUAUCCCCUGAAAAGAUUUACGGUUCAUUCAAAUACGAGUACCCAAUUCCUGGGGAUGACCAUUCGAUGCACAUUUGGUUUUUAGGUGAAUUACAACUUAAUAAUGAUACUUUGAUUAUAUACAAGGGAAAAUAUCAUGUUGAUGUCAAAUUACAACAGGUUGACUUAUUGAGAAAUGAAGAUGGGAAGCUAGUUCGUUAUGUUUUAUUUAAAGAAAACGAAUGA
Messenger RNA from Vanderwaltozyma polyspora DSM 70294, 1038 nucleotides. It is a transcript of the gene AIM39, whose product is annotated as Aim39p. The transcript has a single exon. Bases 1 to 1038 code for a protein of 345 amino acids. The record is from RefSeq and is a predicted model, not a curated record. Lineage: Eukaryota; Fungi; Ascomycota; Saccharomycetes; Saccharomycetales; Saccharomycetaceae.